AAACAGCUGUUUCAGCUAGACAGAGUAAUACUACGUCCACAGCUAGAUUUCAUUCAUUCUUCGAUCAAAUCAAAUCUUUUCUUUCUUAAAUUCAUAAUUCAUUAAAUUUCACACUAAGUUUAGUGUAAACAUUGUAUUUGCCAUAAAUAUUAUAAUGCCAUAAUGGAUUCAUCGUCAAUAGUGAGUUUUAAUAAUGAUUCGACAUAUCAAACGACGCUCAAAGGCGAGUACAAUAACAUCAGCGUUCACGAAUUGGCCCUUCACGCGAUGAGAGAUCGUUGUUUACUGCUCCAGCGGAGGAUCAAUGCCUUAGAAGCAGACAACAUGCGCCUAAAACUAGACAUGACGAAGACCAGCGAAGGUACUCAAUACAUUCCCCUUCAAGAAGAUGAGAAAGCCCAUUUGCAACAAAAGAUAGCAGAACUCACAAAACAAAAGUCGCAACUUAUGCACCACGUAUUUAUGGUCUCUUGUGAAAACAAAAACCUUUGGACCAAAAUCUCUAAGCUAAAGGGACCUGAUAAAUUAAAAGAACAGGUGAAGCAACCUCUUUUACGGACAAACACAUACAUUCACAGUACUCCAAAAUCGAGUUCAAACCACCAGGAAAAGUACAAUGAAUCUAGUUUGGAAGAGAUUUCUCUAAAAUUAAUUAACAGUUACAUCCAGGAGAAGUCACAGCUAGUUGAGCAGUAUGAACAGAUGGCACAGUUACAGGAUGAUGAUGAGAUGUUGAAUGUGGACUCCAUUGGCUUCACUUACAUGGAGGACCCUGCAACAGACUCUUUAAAGGAAAUUCGGAGUCAGACUGAAAAGCUGCAACAUUUGAAGCAAGAACUAGCUCAACAAGAAAAAGAUUUGAAAUUAGUUUUAGCAAAAGUAGAGGCUCUAGUGCAAGAUGGGUAUAAAUGUCCAACUUGUGCAGCCAACAAUACAAAAAUAACAACUUCGGAACACAAAGAAAUAGAAACAAGUGACAGUCUAAUUAACUGGACUACACCAGCAGAUUCAAGUACUUACAAUAAUAAUUUUAGUGAACUGAACACUUCUGCAUUUAAAAAAAAUAAUGAAUCUCAAAAGGAAGUUAAUGAGGAGCCGUUUGAUAAGAUAUGUCCUAUGUGUGGGCAAAUAUUUCAGAAAGAUGUAGUUUUCUCAGAGUUUCAGACACAUGUAGAAAGUCACUUUACUGGUGAAAGUGAACCAGAUUCAAUAGAAAAUAUGGAGAAUGUUCAAAGUUCUUUUGAUAAUAUGAUUUAAUACAAUUAGUUUUAGGUAUUUUAUUAACCAUAUGUAUGUAAGAGGCACAAUAUAAGCAGAUAAUUAGAAAAACCUACAUACUUUACACAUACAUACUUUUGUAAAAGUACAUUUUUAUUCAUAUUUUAUUUAGCAGUCCACUAAUGUGUAUCAUUAUUGAAUUAUAAAGAAAUUGUCUAUAUGAAAUUCACACAUUUUAAAAUAAUCAUCAAAAAGGAGAGGUGUUUGUUUCUAUCACUACAUUAGGCAAAAAUGGUAUCCUCUCAGUUACCUUUUAUUUUGUGCCUCAUCGAUGACUUAUUGUUAUUAAAUUAAUUUAUAAAUAAAGUUUAGUGCUAACCUUGGUAAUGAAAUCCUUCUAAAAUAAAAUAAGGAAAUAAAAUA
Molecule: messenger RNA, 1641 nt
Organism: Pectinophora gossypiella (pink bollworm)
Lineage: Eukaryota; Metazoa; Arthropoda; Insecta; Lepidoptera; Gelechiidae
Gene: spn-F
Product: protein spindle-F
Exons: 2
Coding region: 163-1257 (364 amino acids)
Source: RefSeq, a predicted model, not a curated record